Molecule: messenger RNA, 3007 nt
Organism: Rhinichthys klamathensis goyatoka
Lineage: Eukaryota; Metazoa; Chordata; Actinopteri; Cypriniformes; Leuciscidae
Gene: gaa
Product: alpha glucosidase
Exons: 19
Coding region: 89-2893 (934 amino acids)
Biological process (GO): glycogen catabolic process; lysosome organization
Cellular component (GO): lysosomal membrane
Molecular function (GO): carbohydrate binding; alpha-1,4-glucosidase activity
Source: RefSeq, a predicted model, not a curated record
UUGUUUUAUUCUUUUACUCUUAUUUUACCGUUUCUAACUCGUGUAAACUCGUGUUUAAUCCAGGAAGAGCCAAACCCAACCCCUUUAAAUGGCCAAAAUUGGUUGGCUCCUGCACACAUUUGCACUAUUGACCUUAAUAUUUCUUAAUUCUGUACUUUAUAUCCUGGUGCACAAAGACAAGAGUGUUUCAUUAGCCUUUUCACCAUCAAAAGAAUGGCGACAUAGUUCAAAUAUCUCACACAGGAGCGUUCAAUCCCAGAAGAACUUCAGUAAUAAUCUUCACUUAUCUGCUGAUCCCAGGACUCAGGCUAGUUCUCUUAGAGAUCAGUGUAGCAUAGCUGUGGAGAGCCGCAUCGACUGUGGCCGUGACAGAUCUUUGACUCGGGCCAAUUGUGAGGGGAGAGGAUGCUGCUAUGUGCCUCUACCUCAGUCUGGACUAAGAGGACCACCAUGGUGUUUCUACCCAGUCCGUUACCCAGGCUACAAAAUGGGGCCCUUGUUGACCACAGAGAGGGGCCAAAGGGCCAUGCUGACCCGUUCUGUACCCUCAUACCUGCCCCGGGACAUCCCCACAUUGCAGCUAGAUGUGAUGGCCGAGUCUUUGGGUCGUCUUCACCUCACUCUGAAAGAUCCAGCAUCUCAACGAUACGAGGUCCCCUUUGUGACGUCCAAAACCAGGGGCCACAAAGACACACAAAACCCCCUCUAUGAUGUUGACUUCCAACCAGAUCCAUUUGGGUUUAUUGUACGGCGAAAAUCCAAUGGCCGUGUUCUUUUGAAUACUACAAUAGGCCCCCUCCUGUUUGCGGAUCAGUAUCUACAGCUCUCCACCAGCAUGGCUUCCUCUGUGAUAUCUGGACUGGGUGAACAUUACACCCCCAUCACGCUGGACCUCAACUGGAGCUCUGUUUCAUUAUGGAACAGAGACAUGGCACCACAUAGAAGUGCCAACCUGUAUGGCUCCCACCCUUUCUUCCUAGUCCAAGAAGGCGAUGGACAGGCACAUGGAGUCUUUCUUCUCAACAGCAACACAAUGGAAGUGUUAUUGCAGCCCUCUCCGGCAUUGACAUGGGUGACCGUCGGAGGAAUACUGGACUUCUACAUCUUCUUAGGCCCCAGUCCUCAGAGUGUGAUACAGCAGUACCAUGAGGUUAUAGGUUAUCCUAUGAUGCCACCCUACUGGUCGCUGGGCUUCCACCUCUGUCGCUGGGGUUAUACGUCCACCAACGUCACAAGAACAGUGGUACAGCUCAUGCGCCAGGCCAAGAUCCCUCUAGAUGUACAGUGGAAUGACCUUGAUUAUGCGGACCAAAGAAGAGUGUUUACUUUUGAUCCACAACGGUUUGGAGAUCUGCCCCAGAUGGUUGAAGAGAUCCAUCAGCUGGGCAUGAAGUAUGUGCUCAUUCUGGAUCCAGGCAUCAGCAGUACGAGUCGUCCUGGUUCAUACAAACCCUUUGAUGAUGGGCUGAAGAGGGGAGUGUUCAUCACCAACUCCACUGGACAGAUCCUAAUUGGGAAGGUAUGGCCAGGUCUAACUGCGUUCCCAGAUUUCACCAAUCCUACAACACAGGACUGGUGGAUGGACUGUAUCAGAGCCUUUCACAACAAGGUACCUGUGGAUGGACUCUGGAUAGACAUGAAUGAGCCGUCAAAUUUUGUCCAGGGAUCUGUGGAUGGAUGUCCUGACUCUGACUUGGAGAAACCUCCUUAUACUCCAGGUGUAAUAGGAGGUCAGUUAAACUCAGGAACUGUGUGUAUGUCUGCUCAGCAGUAUCUGUCUAAUCAUUACAAUCUGCACAAUCUCUACGGUCUGACCGAGGCCAUCGCCACCCACAGGGCAUUGUUCAAAGUAAAGGGCACUCGUCCUUUUGUCCUAUCCCGGUCGUCUUUUCCAGGACUGGGCCGUUUCUCUGCACACUGGACAGGAGAUGUGCAGAGUGACUGGGAGCAAAUGCGCUUUUCAAUACCUGCUGUGCUCCUGUUUGGACUCUAUGGCGUUCCCUUUGUGGGGGCUGAUGUAUGUGGAUUUGGUGGAGACACUACUGAAGAACUGUGUGUGCGCUGGACACAACUCGGAGCCUUUUACCCUUUCAUGAGAAACCAUAACGACAAACCCAAUGCUCCCCAAGAGCCAUAUGUAUUUAGCCAGCAAGCCCAAGAUGCCAUGAGGACUGUGACUACACUGCGAUACUCUCUCCUGCCCUUCCUCUACACACUGUUCCAUCAUGCGCACAUCUCCGCCAGCACCGUGGCACGCUCCCUCUUCCUUGAGUUCCCCACUGAUCCAAAUUGCCAGACCAUUGACAGGCAGUUCCUGUGGGGGAGUUCACUGCUUAUCAGUCCCGUCCUGGAACAGGGAGCAGUGGAGGUGACGGCUUAUCUCCCGCCGGGGACUUGGUACAGUCUGCACAAUGGGCAAGCAUAUCACAGUAAAGGGCAAUACAUUUUGUUUCCUGCCGCUUUGGACACCAUUAACAUUCAAGUGAGAGAGGGGAGCAUCAUCCCGCAGCAGGUUCCCGGAUUGACGACUACAGCAUCUCGCAGAAACCCUUUCACUCUGAUCGUGGCACUGUCUGCAGAAAAUUGGGCCAAAGGGGAUCUUUUCUGGGAUGAUGAGGAAAGUCUGGACACUUUUGAGAGGGGAGAUUACUCAUAUGUUCUCUUUUUUGCCAAAGAGUCUUAUGUGGUCAGUAAGCCAGUCAAAUUAAACAGAUCUCUCGAUCAUUUGGUCCUCGGGGAAGUAAGUGUUUUCGGAGUUCAGACUCGACCUACAGCAGUGUGGGCCAACGGGCAAAAGGUUCAUGACUUCUCGUACAGCACAGACACCAAGGUUCUUACAGUGCCUGGACUGGACUUACCCAUGACAGCCAUGUUCACCGUACAGUGGACCUGAUGAGAAAUCUCUGCUGUGUAAAUGUUCUGUGCUUUGGAUUUGUGUAAUGUGAAUUGCUUUGGUCUUCCAAAUGCAUAAAUGUAAUAAUGAUCAGCAUGUCAUUAUUUUUUUAAA